GUUCUUCUCCUACGGCACGCCAACCCGUCAUAUGACCACGACGCGAGGAGCCAGAGGGGAACAGCUGCAGCCGCCGGAGUCGGUGUCGUGGUGACGGAGGCGAAGCGGAACGAGACAGGCGAGGCGGACGCAGGGAGAGACGGAGAGGCGGGUAGAGACGCGGCUGGGCUGCUGUCGCUGCCACCAUGCUGGCCUUGUUGUCUCGGCUGCUGGAUUGGUUCCGGUCGCUCUUCUGGAAGGAAGAGAUGGAGCUGACGCUGGUCGGGCUGCAGUACUCGGGCAAGACCACCUUCGUCAACGUCAUCGCGUCAGGCCAGUUCAGUGAAGACAUGAUUCCUACAGUGGGCUUUAACAUGCGGAAAGUUACCAAGGGUAAUGUCACAAUAAAGAUUUGGGAUAUAGGAGGACAGCCACGAUUCCGAAGUAUGUGGGAACGCUACUGCAGAGGAGUUAAUGCUAUUGUCUAUAUGGUAGAUGCUGCGGAUCGUGAAAAAAUAGAAGCUUCUAGAAAUGAGUUGCACAAUCUUCUAGACAAACCACAGCUACAAGGAAUUCCUGUUCUAGUACUUGGAAACAAAAGAGAUCUUGCUAAUGCACUGGAUGAGAAGCAGCUUAUUGAAAAAAUGAACCUGGCUGCUAUUCAAGACAGAGAAAUCUGCUGCUACUCCAUUUCUUGCAAAGAAAAGGACAAUAUAGAUAUCACACUUCAGUGGCUUAUUCAGCACUCAAAAUCUCGAAGAAGCUGAAAAUGUUCACCUAGCUGCUCAUUUGGCCAUAUUCUCAAUUGUCUACUCCCUCUGUGAUGAAUUGUUAUCCAGGAUAGUCCUCCUGUGUCCAAGGAAUUGCCUUUUUUCACAGUUCAUGCCUCCAUAUGCACUGCUGAAUGACUUAUAAUCCUACUUCUGUCAACGAGUUGGCUAGAGUUGUCAUAAGUCGUGCAAAUGUUUUUUAUUCAUUUCAUCUAGACAGUGGCAGUGGGUACCUCUUCUUCAGAUUCCCCCCCCCCCGGUCUUCCUGAUCCAGAUUUUUAUAUUAGAUUUUCUGCACAAUUAUUUCAUUCUUGUAUGUAGCUGCUCAUUGGAAAUGCUGGCACAUGGCAGCACAGGGAUUUGGUCAACUCUUAUUAUAAAGCUUUUCCAACACUGUUUAAAUGGGAUACUGUACUAAUUUUUCCUCCCAGAUGCAUGUGAUGUAUAUUGUAAAAAGGUUUCAAAGGAAAGUGCGAAGCACUACAAUUAAAUCACUAAAUUAUCAUAAAUUCUCAAAUUGUAUUUCUCCCAAUGAAUAAAAAAUUCAGGUUGUCAGCUUUUUUUUUUUUUUGUAUUGUGCAGGGCAUUGCUAAUUUCUUUAUAUUUGCUAAAGUUGUUUUAAGUGGAGCAAGGAAUAAAAUAUUUCAAAAUCAGCCUCAAAAAAUUGAAUGUAAAAGCAGGUAUAAUGUAAUGUUGAAUUAGAUGAACAGUCACAUCUUUCUUCUAGAAAUGCUUUACACAGACUACAGCUGUAUGACAUUCUGGAUGUCAUAUUAAUUUCCAGCACAAAAAUAUGUGUCACUGUCUAGCUUAUUCUUCUAUUAAUGGAGUAGUUGUGCACAGUUGCACUUGGUGCUAAAUACCUAGGCUAUUGUGACAACACUAGGUUUGCCUGCUUCUCACUUUGUAAUCAUGUAUAAAGUUCAUAGGCUAUGAAACAUUAAAUUGUGUCUUGAAGUACAAUAUAAUUUAUGAAGUGAUUCUCUAUCUCAAUUAGCUUCUGCAGCGUACUGGUUAUUUGAACUGGGAAAAUUAACAUUACUUUCAUAUCUUUACAUUCUUGGUAGUGUCAAUAUCUAAACUGGUUUGUCAAAGCUGAACUUGUUGAUGCAGUAACGUUGAGGUAGGCUACAGUAUGCAAAUACAUGGUAGAGGUGUUUCUGUUGCUCCUCACUGUAAUAUUACCGUAAAUGCCGGCGUACAAGGCGACCCGGCGUAUAAGACGACCCCCGUCUUUAUAGCCGGGCCGCAUUCCUAGAACGUCGUCUUGUACACUGGAAACUACCAGUAUUUCCGGCGUAUAAGACGACUCGGCAUAUAAGACGACCCCCGUCUUUGGCGCCGAUUUCAGCGCUCGCAGAAGUUGCCUUAUACGCCGGCAUUUACGGUAUUUUACGGAACACCUAUAUGUAUUUAAAUGCUGUUUAGAACCCUUGUUUAAUAUAUGUUUGAUGCAUCCAUAGGUACCUUCUGAAUGUGCUUGUUCAAGUACAAACUGUUUCUCAAAAAUGAACAUUUUAUAUUGGAUCAAGUACUGUUCUUAGCUAUAGUAUGUUUUCUUUUGUUGCCUGCAUGCAUAACAAAACUUCUCUCGCCUUAUGUAGAUAUUCUGUUAUUUUCAAGGAUUCUUUGCCAAAAGGCAUAAAUGGUACCUUUACAGUAAUACAUGAAAUGUUUGUAUAAGCUAUUGUAGCUGUCAUAGAUCAUCUGGAGCAAGUAAAAUGAGAAGCUACAGUGGCAGCAAAUCUAGAUUCCUUUAAAAUGUGCUUAAAGCAUUACAAGUGUAAUGUAUAAAUACUGUACUAUUUUUUGCCGUAAUGAUUGAACUGAGCUUACAAACAUAAAGAUAUGCCCCUGCACAAUCAAUUUUGAGUUAUAACUGCCAUGGCCUUAUUGUUCCUAUACAAAUUCCUGCACUGUUGCAAUACAGAAGUACUGCCCCCAUUUACAAAUUGAGCUUGCAUUUUUAACCUCUAUAUGCUUCAAUAAAAUCCUAUAUUGUUGGUGCUGUGGAAAAGGUUCACUGACUCCCUAUUAUAUAUGUGGCUCACCAUGGACUGCUGUACUUGACAAAAGCAAUUCUGCUUGUGCCUAAAAAAAUAAGGAAAUUGAAUUAGAACCUUUCCUGCAGAAACUAAAUUAUUGUUUACGUAACUGCCCUUUUGCUAAAUUCAACAUAUUUGGGAUUUUAGUGUAUAUCACACAGCUUUCAGUGUUUUGAAGUCCCCAAAUCACUAUCAACUUUUUAAUCUUGCAUUAAUCUUGGCAUGUGAACAACUUACACAUUUAUGAAAUUCUGUAAAUAUGUGAAUUUUUUUAUUUAGGUGGAAUGCAUUUUGUUUGUUUACUGCUAUUUAGCUUUAUCCAAUAAACUUUAAGUUUUCAGGGUUA
Crotalus tigris (Tiger rattlesnake) is the source of this 3140-nucleotide messenger RNA. It is a transcript of the gene ARL8B, whose product is annotated as ADP ribosylation factor like GTPase 8B. Gene Ontology annotation, cellular component: lysosomal membrane. Gene Ontology annotation, molecular function: GTPase activity; GTP binding. NCBI's taxonomy places the organism in Eukaryota, Metazoa, Chordata, Lepidosauria, Squamata, Viperidae. The record is from RefSeq and is a predicted model, not a curated record. Bases 186 to 746 code for a protein of 186 amino acids. Gene Ontology annotation, biological process: protein transport; anterograde axonal transport. The transcript is spliced from 7 exons.